CCUCCCCCACCUCUGGAACUCCGACGCGCUCUCCUGUCACCGCGGCCAUUGUGAUGAGGACUCUGCUUCACUCCCGCUUCAGGACCGGAAAGAAGUGCGUGUAGUUGAGUGUCCCUGCCUCUCCCCGUGGAGGACGCGGCCCAGGCAGGGCACCAAGCAGGGGCCAUGCCCGUGCUGCUACCCCCGGUUGAGCAAAGCAAGAGCUCGCGCGUCGGGGCCCCGGAAUGGCGCGAGGAGGCCCAGGUCAAGAUGUUGGAGGCGCAGCAGCUGACCGACCGCUGCGGGCAGGAGGCCGUGGCCAUGUGGCAACCCAAGGACAGCGUGUGGGACCCGAACGUGGCGCGUCACCUCUGCAAGGCCGCCUACAUCCAGCCCUGGCGCUUCCACGUGCAGUUGCUCCAAGAUGGGGGCACCUUGGAGACGCCGCCGCCGGGCGAGGGCGUCACGCUGUGGAAGAGCAAGAUGAAGCCGCCGCAGAUCAAUGGGCAGCUGCAGCUGCUGCAGCGCCAGCGCCAGGCCACCGACCACAGGCUCAGCGAGGUGCGCAAGGGCCUGCUCAUUAACCAGCAGAGCGUCAAGCUGCGGGGCUACCGGCCCGAGUCGGAGAAGAUCCCUGACAAAGCUGACAGUAUGCUUACCUGGGAGAAAGAGCAGUUAAAGAGCAUGAAGAGGAAAAUGGAGGAAGACAUGGAAAAAUCAGAGGUCAUGCUCAAGGCCCUGGCCUCCUGCCGAGACACCCUGGCCUUCUGCUGUAAGGAGAGGCUCCAAGCUGUGGACUUAAUGAACAAGCCCCUGGACAAGGUUCUGGAGCUGGCCGGCCGCCACUCCUGGGUGGACCUCUCCCGCAUCCCCACCCCCAGCACUCAGGGUCAGAAAACGCCUCCUUCAAACCCCGUGGGCGCGUACACACCAGAGUGCGCCGCGGUGCUGAACGACGCCAAGCGCCUGCUGAUGGAGUCCAAGGACGCCUUACAAGAAAUGGCCAAGAAUGAGGAGGAAAUCCGGGAGCAACAGCUGCAGAUAAGCGAUGGCGUGUGCUCCUCGCUGGCCCAAAAGAUGCGCGAGACCACGGAGCUGAAGGAAAGAAUGAACAUGACCGUAGGACUGAUGAGGGGGACUAUCCACCGGUGCACGAAAUUCAACCAGGAGAUGUACAUCACCCGCGGCCUCAUCAAGGGUCCUCUGUCCAAAACUCACCUGGAGACUCGGGAGAAACUGGACCGACCCCUGGUCCGCGUGUACCAGAGACACGUGGGCACCCAGCUCCCGGAGGCCGCGCGCCUCACCCAGGGCACUGACAAGCUGCAGCGCCACAUCUCCAACGUGGAGAAGAACCUGGAGGAUCUGCACACCACGCACAGGAACCUCACCCGCAGCCUCAACUGCAAGAGGAUCGGGCACGAGGUGGACUACAACGUGGUGCGCCUGCGCCUCCGCCAGAGGCACCCGCACGUCAACUACGAGCAGGCGCAGUGCCUGGUCAGCGACUGGGACCCGCGCACGCCGCCAAAGACCGGGACCCACCCACAGACGCAGCCAAAGAGCGGGACCCACCCACAAACGCUGCAGCCAAUAGAGGACAGCAAGGCAGCCAAUUGA
Molecule: messenger RNA, 1599 nt
Organism: Myotis brandtii (Brandt's bat)
Lineage: Eukaryota; Metazoa; Chordata; Mammalia; Chiroptera; Vespertilionidae
Gene: TEKTL1
Product: coiled-coil domain containing 105
Exons: 9
Coding region: 166-1599 (477 amino acids)
Source: RefSeq, a predicted model, not a curated record